Messenger RNA from Ananas comosus (pineapple), 2133 nucleotides. RefSeq lists its product as uncharacterized. NCBI's taxonomy places the organism in Eukaryota, Viridiplantae, Streptophyta, Magnoliopsida, Poales, Bromeliaceae. The coding region runs from base 318 to 1571 and encodes 417 amino acids. The record is from RefSeq and is a predicted model, not a curated record. The transcript is spliced from 13 exons.
ACACAGUGCACCCACUACUCUCCUCCUCUCCCAUCUCCCACCUCCCUAACUUGGUUAUUUGUCAAGCUCUUCAUCAUUCCCCAACAAUCCCCCAAAUUUUACUGGGAUCCUAACCCAAGAUUAAUUGAAUCUUUUCUUUUCUUAUCCUGAGAUGCUGCUACAGAAUUAGAAUGAUCCCAUAUGUAAAGAGAGGAGUCUAAAGGUGCUGUAUUUAUCCUCUACUGGCUAGUAAGAGAUAGCAAAAGGUUCUUGUUGUAUCGAACAAAUUCGUACUGACCGAAUUCUGUCGACGCAGAAAGAAAUUAAGAUCUGGAAUCAUGGGAUGCCUGCUGUCGACGCCAGGAGAUUCUGGCGGAGCUUGCCGGAUGCGGAAUCCAGGGAGUAUAGGAGAGGUGGCAGUGUUUGUCCCGGGAUUUCGCAUCCCGAAAGGCGUGGAUUUCGCACAAUCGCUCGGUGAUAGCGUGCCGAAGAGCCUGGCGGAUAGAAUCGCGGCUUUGAGAGCUCGAGUAGUGGUCAUGGUUGCUCAGGAGACACCAUUAUCUGCAAAGCCGAGGCGAAGAACAGCAACAAGGCAUGGAGGAUCUGCUUUGGCGAAUCUUCUGCGAGCUCUCGAAGACUAUUUACCUGUUCUUCUGGGAUUGGUGAAGGAUGGCGGUAGGUUGAGAGACAAGGUGCGGUUUGCGUGGGCUAACCAGGAGGAUGAUGCAGAGGAAACAGUAAUGGCGAACGCUUGGUACGAGGUAUUGUCGGUUCUACACUUGAUGUCUAUGCUGUGUUUGUCGCAAGCCAAUUCCAUGCUUCUUCCUAGAACAGCUGGUGACAGUUAUCAUCAGCCAAGAGUAUCUGGAGAGAGCAAAAGGACCUCUGUCGACGUUUUCUUGAAGGCUGCAGGAUAUUUGGACUGUGCUAUUCAGCAUGUGCUUCCUCAGAUACCUCCACAAUCCAGUAGGAGAGAUCUCCCAGUAGACCUAACAGAAGGAGUUCUUCGAGCUCUUAGCCUGCAAGCCUUGGGUCAGGGUGUGGAUAUUCAACUUGGGAUGGCAAUUGAUAGUCCGAAGGCUACCCUAGCAGUGAAACGGCGGUUGGCUUGUGAAAUGGCCAAGUAUUGGCAUCAGGCUCAGGAUUACAUCGCGCAGCUUCCUUUGCCAGAAGGCUGGGGGAAAAAGCAUCAGCUCUUUGUUAGAUGGAAACUUGUCGAAGCAAAGGCCGCUGCGUACUAUUUCCAUGGACUGAUUCUUGAUGAAGGAAAUACAGAGAAAUCCCACGGAAUGGCUGCAGCUGCUCUUCAGGCAUCAGAGGAGUUCCUUAAAGAGAGCAAAAAGGCUUGCGCAGCCUUUAAUUCUGUUCCUCCAACAUCGAGGAACCCUCCUCUUUGGGGUUGUAUGAAGUAUCUAACUGAGAAGAUCCCAAAAGAUGCUUCAAGCAAGGUUCGCGUGAAUCGGGAUCUCUACACUCAAGAAAGGAUCAUCGAAACAGCACCGACGUUGCCCGAUUUUGCUUUGGCACUAAAACCUGACGACUAUCAACUUCCUCAACUAGACCCAAUAUGGAACAAUGGGAUUAGCUUCUAGAGAAACUACAAAAGGAUAGUAAAAGAACACUCAUGACUUUCUAAAUUUGGAUUGAUUUCAGCAAAGAGAAAACCGGCUUCAACUAUCAGUUUGCUGUAGCAGAUCAUUGGUUAUUGACGGCUUUGUUUUGUGCAGACUUGUUGUAGCACCGAAAGCAGGAUUCAUUGGGAGCAGUUUUCUUCCUCAAUACUGUAACCGAUUUGUGUUUUUUGCCUAGUAACUGUCAUAUUUAGGUCAUUCUAAAUGCAUAUAUGAUGACAAAACCAUAAUCCAACUCUUUUGCCGAUCUUUUAACCUUGCUGAUCGUCUUCAGCUUUGAUCCUACCAGUUGGGCAGAUUCGACAACAGAUAUAUUGUGUGAAUACAAAUGUACGCAACUCAGUAGUAUAAGUUUUAUCACCUGAGUAAAUGAAUGUACUGAAUCUAUGUAAUUUGCUUGAUUAUUUGUUCUUUCUGGAUGGUGUUCAUUCGUGUGUAAUCUUUCCUGGAACUUCGAAUUCCAGCAACUAUUGUACUUUCAAUGUCUUGGUACACUUAAAUUAAACUGAGUUUGAUUCACUGA